Amoebophrya sp. A25 is the source of this 587-nucleotide messenger RNA. The record is from the annotation of a GenBank genome assembly. NCBI's taxonomy places the organism in Eukaryota, Dinophyceae, Syndiniales, Amoebophryaceae.
AUGGAACAGUGGCGGGAUCAACACAAAAAGAAAAAGCUACGAGCGAAGUACUACAACAAAAACAGUAGCAAGGUCGUGGGUGGGGGUCCUGGAGGUGGAGCUGCCGGGGCCCUCGAAUUACAAGCCGCACACGCUGUCGCCGUGCAUCAACAGCAUGCGGCUGCAGGACCAGGGAUGAACAGCGGACACAAGAAUAAUGCUGCAGGAGCACCAAGAGCAGUACAGAAGUCUUCGCUACAAGCCGAAGAACCUCAUUAUCCGCAAGUUUCGACUGCUAAUCCGCAAAAUCAAGUCCUCGUACUAGCUUCUGCCUCCUAUUCCUCCAAUGGGAGCACAUCACAUGUUGGCAGCCCGCCGGCUGAGUGGCUUGGACAAGUAACGACGCCAAAAAAAGAAACAGCACAAGCACUGUCCUACAUCCCACCAGCGGCUGUCCUCCUCGAUGUAGCUGGAGAUGAUCAAGAGGGUCCGCCGCCUUCCUCUAAUGAAAAGAACCAGAAAGCUCCUAGAGUGCCAGAAGAACCCAAAACACCGACCACUUUCCUCGUGGAGAAGUUGGGGGAAGCUGCGUCCGCAACAAUGUCAAU